CCCCAAAGAGAAAGGGAAGCCGCGGUAGAAAUCGAGCUCUCUGUUAGUUCAUGCGAGACUCCGGGGGCAGGAGGAACCGUUCCUAGGGCCCUUAGUAGGCCGACUUAGGGUGUUGGUAUGAACAGAAUUCGGAUCCACGUCCUGCCAUCGAAUCGGGGGCGCGUCAACCCAGUGCCCAGGUCUCAGGAGCCCCUGUCUUGUUCCUUCACACACCGUCCAUGCUCCCAGCCCCGUCUCGAAGGGCAAGAGUUUUGCAUUAAACAUAUCCUUGAAGACAGGAAUGCACCUUUCAAGCAAUGUAGCUACAUAUCCACCAAGAAUGGAAAGAGAUGCCCAAACGCUGGCCCUAAGCCUGAGAAGAAAGAUGGUGUAUCCUUCUGUGCAGAACACGCCCGUAGGAAUGCCCUGGCACUUCAUGCUCAGAUGAAGAAAAGCAACGCUGGACCCAUGGGCGAAACACUUUUAUGCCAGCUGAGUUCAUAUGCUAAGACAGAACUAGGUUCCCAGACCCCAGAGAGUAGUCGUAGUGAAGCCAGCCGAAUCCUGGAUGAAGAUAGCUGGAGUGAUGGGGAUCAGGAGCCUAUAACUGUGGAUCAGACAUGGAGAGGCGAUCCUGACAGUGAUGCUGAUAGCAUAGACAGUGAUCAAGAAGACCCCUUAAAGCAUGCUGGCGUCUACACAGCUGAAGAGGUGGCCCUGAUCAUGCGUGAGAAACUGAUUCGUUUACAGUCUUUGUACAUUGACCAAUUCAAAAGACUUCAGCAUCUGUUGAAAGAAAAGAAACGUCAUUAUUUACAUAACCGCAAGGCGGAACAUGAAGCCUUAGGUAGUAGCCUUUUGACAGGUCCAGAGGGACUUUUAACAAAAGAACGGGAAAGCUUGAAGCAACUGAAAUGUCUUCGGCGCUACCGCCAGCGGUAUGGUGUGGAGGCCUUGCUACACCGACAAUUAAAAGAGCGCAGAAUGCUGGCCACAGAUGGGGCUGCCCAACAGGCACAUACUACUCGUUCCAGUCAGAGGUGUUUGGCUUUUGUUGAUGAUAUUCGUUGUUCCAACCAGUGUCUCCCGAUGACCAGGCAUUGUCUGAAUCAUAUCUGUCAGGAUACCAAUCAGGUUCUUUUCAAGUGGUGUCAGGGCUCUGAGGAGGUACCCUGCAACAAACCAGUUCCUGUCAGCCUCUCAGAGGAUCCCAGUUGCCCACUGCAUUUCCAACUGCCACCUCAGAUGUAUAAGCCUGAGCAGAUACUCUCUGUGCCAGAUGAACUGGAAGCUGUCCCCAUGGAUAUGUACUUGAGUGCUGCUGAACUUCAGCCCACAGAGAGUUUACCUCUGGAGUUCAGUGAUGACUUGGAUGUAGUGGGUGAUGGAAUGCAGUGCCCUCCUUCUCCCUUGCUCUUUGACCCUUCACUAACUCUGGAGGAUCAUUCAAUCAAAGAUGUUGCUGAAGCUCCUGUGGAUAUUCUGAACCAAGUACAGAUUGCAGUAGGUGUACCCAGGCCGCAGGGAUCCCAGAAACCUGAAGAAACCACAGUUUCUGCAACAUUGCCCGGAAGUGGAGUGGUUGCCACCAAUGGGAAGCCAGAACAUAUUUCUAUCAGCUGAUGGUUGCUACUGAGAAGUUGACUUUGGGAGAGGUCGAAUUCUUCAUUUCCCUAAGAAAAAUUUAUUCCUCACCAGAAGAGAGAACCCAGGCUGACUUACUUUUUCCCCUUCUGGGCAGCUAAGGUGUAUAGUGAAUCAUAAAACCAAAUUGUUCUGCGAAUAGAGCAAUAACUGUCUCAGCUGUGGGUUACUCUUUAAAUUGAGCAAGAUGUGUGUAAUGCUACUUGUUGGGGAUCAGCGAAUGAGUUUGUGUCUAAGGGGAAGAAAAUAUCUUAAUGGAAUCCCAAAACCUUGACCAGGAAACCAGUUGGGUAGCCAAUAUGACUUCUGACGCUGGAAACUGGUUAUCCAGUAUCUUAUAUUUUCCUAGCUCCUCUUGAUCUUUCACCAAAGUGGAGUGCUAAAAUGGGCAUGUCCUACUCCCUCCACCCCAAAAGGAAUUCAGGUGUGGACGGUCUGCAGGCUUGAACCCUUCUUAACCUUCUAGCUUCCUGCUUUUAACCUGUCUAGAGUUCUGUAGUGGUCACCUUGUGUAAGAUAAAAUAUAAAUUUUCUGUACAGAAUUUCUAUGAAAUGAUCUAAAAAAGAAAGAAAAUGUAUUGAAAAUGAAAAACAAUCUUAUCACUUGGAAUGAGAGUUGUGGGUUUAGUUGAAUAAUUCGGUAUUUGAGAGGGCCACCUCUGUGAUGGAAAAAGGGGUACUGGCCUGUAGCCUUUGUGAGAAUCUUUUACUUUAUAGAGAAGAACUCUAAAUACCCAUCUUCUAAACCUGUUUACACACACACACACACACACACACACACACACACACACACACACACACACGAUCAUGUCUUCAUGUAAAUAAAAUGUUGAAACUGCUUUGGAUUGGGGCAAGGCUAUGGGGACGUUGGUCUGGAGGAUCUAUUGAGAGCGUCACAGUGUAUGAAAAAGUUACUAAAAGCAUAUGUUGCCAGGGAAAGAGACAACAUAAUCAUUUUCUCUUCCCCCUUUCUGGUGUCCAUCUGCUAGGGUCCUCCUUGCUUAAAUUUGAGGUCUCCACAGCCCAUGGAUGUUAGUGACAGUUGCAAAAAGACAUUGAAGAGAUAUGGUUCAGAGUAAAUGAGGUUCUUCUCCCUCUCCCUCCCUCCCAGUACAUGUAGAAGGGAUGGGGAACCUGCAGCCUCAAGGCUACAUGUGGCCCUG
Messenger RNA from Phascolarctos cinereus (koala), 2786 nucleotides. It is a transcript of the gene KANSL2, whose product is annotated as KAT8 regulatory NSL complex subunit 2. The record is from RefSeq and is a predicted model, not a curated record. Lineage: Eukaryota; Metazoa; Chordata; Mammalia; Diprotodontia; Phascolarctidae. Gene Ontology annotation, cellular component: NSL complex.